GAAAAGCCAUUUUGUUAUGCUAGCAUGCUAAACAGUAAAACAGCUACCAAAAACACGAGUCUGUUAUAUCAGCGCUAGCCAUGUCGCUUUUAUAUUUUUGUUCACUUUCGUAUCAUUCACUAAUUAAACGGGUUAAAACUUGUAAUUAGUCCUCAAUGAUAUGGAUUAGCUAAAGUGUUGCUAAUGGGACAAAAACUGGUCUCCGAAGUGUGUUGCAGUUUUAGAUAACACACUGUUAGCAAGCUGUUUACUUAGCAGUCGGUAGUUAUUUUUUUCUUAUUAUUAACUAACCUUAGUAGGUCUCGUGUUUGUCAGUGCUUUCGGUUUUAAAAUAGAUUGCGAGUUUCUUUCAUUUAAAGACGUUUAGUUAAUCGGCGAGAGACGCAGCGAACACGGGAGACGCAACAAACGGUAAACUUAACAAAACACUAUUCUGCGUUAAGCCUAAUCUGAUGAUGGGAGAGGACACUCGACAGAAGAGGGCCAGCUUCUCGGCUCUGACGGGACACGGAACCAACGGGAUGGCCAGGACGUCCAGCAAAACCGGCGGCUCCAAGAAAAUAGUGAUAAAAAAUUUUAAAGACAGGCCAAGGCUAGCUGAGAACUACACAGAGGACACGUGGCUGAAGCUUCGGGACGCAGUGGGCGCCAUCCAGAACAGCACCUCUAUCAAGUACAAUCUGGAAGAGCUCUAUCAGGCGGUGGAGAACCUGUGUUCGUACAAAGUCUCCCCGACGCUGUACAAGCAGCUGCGUCAAGUCUGUGAGGAUCACGUUCAGGCCCAGAUCCACCAGUUCAGAGAAGAGUCUCUGGAUAAUCUUUCCUUCCUAAAGCGAAUGAAUCGCUGCUGGCAGGACCACUGCAGACAAACUAUAAUGAUCCGGAGUAUCUUUCUCUUCCUGGAUCGUACCUAUGUGCUUCAGAACUCCCUGCUCCCUUCCAUCUGGGACGCCGGGUUGGAACUGUUUCGCACCCACAUUGUGAGCGACGGCGCCGUCCAGAAACGAACAGUGGAAGGCAUUUUGGAGCAGAUAGAACUGGAGAGGAACGGAGAGACAAUUGAUCGCAGUCUGCUCCGCAGUCUGCUUGGCAUGCUGUCAGACCUGCAGGUUUAUAAGGACUCCUUUGAGGAGAGAUUUUUGACUGAGACGAAUCGCCUCUACGCAGCGGAAGGACAGCGGCUGAUGCAGGAGAGAGACGUUCCGGAGUAUUUGCACCACGUGGCUCGCCGUUUAGACGAGGAGAACGAUCGAAUCGCAAGCUACCUCGACCAGAGCACUCAGAAGCCUCUCAUUAACUGCAUCGAGAAACAACUUUUAGGAGAACAUAUGACUGCAAUAUUACAAAAAGGUCUGAGCAAUCUGCUGGAUGAGAAUCGUGUCACUGAACUGGCCCUCCUCUACCAGCUCUUCAGUAAAGUGAAGGGAGGACUUCCCAUCCUGCUGCAGUUUUGGAGGGAUUAUAUCAAGUCGUUCGGUGGAGAGAUUGUUUGCACACCAGAAAAAGAUAAAGACAUGGUUCAAGACCUGCUGGACUUUAAGGACAAGAUGGACAACGUGGUGCAGAGCUGCUUCGCACGGAACGAGGCUUUCAUCAACGCCAUGAAGGAGGCCUUUGAAACUUUUAUCAACAAGAGGCCCAACAAGCCCGCUGAACUCAUUGCUAAAUACGUCGACUCGAAGUUAAGAGCAGGAAACAAAGAGGCGACAGAAGAGGAGCUGGAGAGAAUCCUGGACAAGAUAAUGAUCAUUUUCCGCUUCAUACACGGAAAAGAUGUGUUUGAAGCUUUUUAUAAGAAGGACUUGGCCAAGCGUCUGCUCGUGGGAAAGAGCGCCUCUGUAGAUGCUGAGAAGUCCAUGCUCUCCAAACUCAAACACGAGUGCGGAGCAGCGUUUACUAGUAAGCUGGAGGGGAUGUUUAAGGACAUGGAGCUGUCCAAAGACAUCAUGAUCCAGUUCAAACAGCAUAUGCAAAAUCUAAGUGAGCCGAGCAACAUAGAGCUCACUGUGAACAUCCUCACUAUGGGCUACUGGCCUUCGUACACACCUAUGGAGGUCCACCUGCCCUCAGAGAUGGUGAAACUCCAGGAGGUGUUCAAGCUGUUCUACCUCAGUAAGCACAGUGGGAGGAAGCUGCAGUGGCAGCCCACUCUGGGCCACGCCGUCCUCAAGGCAGAGUUUAAAGAGGGGAAGAAGGAGGUACAGGUUUCCCUGUUCCAGACGCUGGUGCUGCUCAUGUUUAACGAGGGAGAAGAAUUCAGCGUGGAGGAGAUCGGCGCCGCCACCGGAAUAGAGGAGGGAGAGCUCAGACGCACUCUGCAGUCCCUGGCUUGUGGGAAAGCCCGUGUCCUCAACAAGAACCCUCGAGGGAAAGAUGUGGAAGACGGAGACCGAUUCAACUUCAACAACGAUUUUAAACACAAGCUGUUCCGCAUCAAGAUCAACCAAAUUCAAAUGAAGGAAACGGUAGAGGAGCAGGUAAGCACGACGGAGCGUGUGUUUCAGGACAGGCAGUAUCAGAUCGAUGCGGCUGUUGUUCGCAUCAUGAAAAUGAGGAAGACCCUGAGCCACAACUUGUUGGUGUCGGAGCUCUACAACCAGCUGAAGUUUCCCGUCAAGCCGGGCGACCUGAAGAAGCGCAUCGAGUCGCUCAUAGACAGAGACUACAUGGAGCGUGACAAGGAGACUCCAAACCAGUAUCACUAUGUUGCCUGAGGGAAAGCUGCUGCCACUGCCGUGCUUUUCUCACUGCAGGCUCACAGCUGGACCCCUCCCCAACACAGCCCCUCCGCCACCCGCUCCAGUUCGCAGCAUCUGGAUGGUCCAGAGCGAUGGAGAGACUCGGCUGUGCUGUUCCCCAUUCUUCUACAUCCUCACAGGGACUCUGAAACCGGGCUGUACGAGCAGUUCUGGUCGUUAAUGAUCGGACUUACAAAUCUGCAGCUAAAAUUAACGGGCACUUUUUAUCCCCCUCUUCGUUUCGUUUACUUUGGAUUUGCUUUCCUUCCUUCCCAUUAAUCUAAAUCACCUUUUGUCUACCACAGUCUGUUUCCACCAGUUUUCAGGUUUCUUGUUAGUGUUUUGUUUUUGUUUGAGAUGUUUUCUCUUCUUCUUCUUUUUUUUAAAUGGCUGCUUUAGCUUCUGACUGGACUGGUUGCCUGACUGGGUAGAGAAGCAGCUGUUUGAGGAGGCGAGGCUAGCCACGCGGGGUGUAACUUUUGCUAUCUUUGUAUGUUUUGACCAAAUGUCCGACGUCAUGUUUUUGUAGACUGGAUUGUAUUCUGUCAGAGUGCGAAGUGAACUUGAAUAAAAUGAAUAUUUAAUGAUUUA
Molecule: messenger RNA, 3329 nt
Organism: Nematolebias whitei (Rio pearlfish)
Lineage: Eukaryota; Metazoa; Chordata; Actinopteri; Cyprinodontiformes; Rivulidae
Gene: cul4a
Product: cullin 4A
Exons: 20
Coding region: 453-2714 (753 amino acids)
Biological process (GO): DNA damage response; ubiquitin-dependent protein catabolic process; protein ubiquitination
Cellular component (GO): Cul4A-RING E3 ubiquitin ligase complex
Molecular function (GO): ubiquitin protein ligase binding
Source: RefSeq, a predicted model, not a curated record